UAGGCCAUAUAGUAUAUACAAGUAAUAGCUUAGAUAGCACCAUUCUUGAUUCUCGUUCAGUUUAUGUCAGCUCAGAUACCACCUUAGAAUGUAGAAUUAAUCACGAGAAAAAGGAAAUUAAUUUAAAUUUAUGUAAACUGAAACUGGUUAUAAUAUGACCUCACCUUGACUGGGAACUAGAUAGGAUUACAAGCUUUUCAGGGUGUAUGCCACCUGCUGGAUAGGCUUAAACCAAAACAUGUAAUAGUAUGAUACCAUGUUAAGAUCAGAUGAAAACCAACGAUGCAGGUAUCCAGAUACCAGGAGACAUGGAAAUGGAUAGCAGUCUAUGAGGAUUUCAGUGAUGCUGUUAUUCAGUUUACGGUUGAUGGUUUUGACAAGGGUGGGGACCGUAUACGACUGGAAGAGCGGAUUAAGCUGCGUCACCUCCGUCAGCUGAUGCAUCAGUUCAUGAUUCAUAAGCCACACAUCGACCCGGCCAUCCUCACAGACAGGCUACAACUUCACCGUCUGAAGGAGAGGCAGCCUGCCGGAUGCAUGAACCUGAAGGAGUUCAAGCUGACCAUCUCACAGGUGAUGAAGACUAAUGACUAUGAGGAGUACGUGGAAAAACUCUUCACAAAGCUGGAUACAUCAUGUGAUGGAUACGUGGAUUGGAAUGAGUUUUGCACUUACAUGCUGUUGUUAUACAGAGAAAACGACUAUCUGCGGACAAAACGAGAAAUUCCAUUUAUCACAGAACCCAAAAUUAGGCACAUCGUUUACAAUAGGCAAGAAUCUACAUCUCGAAUUGUUACUGUAGAAAACCCAUACAGAUAUGUGGCAGUCAGUAAGGAAGGAGCUGUGACUGUUUGGGACGGCCAUCUGCGCUUUGACAAAGUCUUCUCCAUUGAUGAUGAAGAAGAGGACUCACGGUCUGCCAAGAGAAGGUUCAAGAUGUGGGUGACUGACAUGGUGUACAUGUCUAAUUGUCACAAACUGGCCAUAGCUUCUACCAGUAGAGAUAUCAGAUUCUAUGAUGUCACCUCUAACCAGUACUUUGAGGAGUUUCACCUCUUUGCCAUGCCAGAUGUCCCUUAUUGUAUGGAUUACUGGUUUGACAAAAAUAACAAAAGUGGUGAAUCUUUACUCGUCUUUGGUACAGAUACUGGAGAUAUUCAUAUCUUGUACUUCACUAAACCCAUGUCACAGCUCUUUGACUCACCAUUUAAAAGAGAUGGAGGAACUAGAAAGAUAUUUUACCAGGACCUACCUCAUCACAGCCAGUGGGUGAGACAGGUGGUGUGUGAGAAGGUUCACCCAGAGGUCAUCUGCAAGGUCAAGUAUAUUCCUGACAGCGAGGCAAUAAUAUCAUCAAGUGCCUCCCCAAAGAAUUCUCUAGUCAUCGCUGAUAUACAAGGGCUCAAGAAAAUCUACAUAUUUAAACUUGACAAGGGUGUAGAAAACUUUGAUUACAACAAGAGUCUAAACCUGCUGGUCACUGGUUCAUCUGACCACUACGUAAGGUUGUGGAACCCCUAUGUUACCAGCAAGCCUGUAGCCAUACUGACCGGUCAUGCCACAGGAGUGAUUGAUGUUGUCAUACAUGAAGAUCUUAACCAAGUCUUCAGCUACUCAAAGGCAGCGGUGUUGAAAGUCUGGGACAUCAAGGAACACACAUGUGUACAGACAGUAGUUGUGAAAUUUCCCAGCAGUAUCCACGGACGGAUGCCAGAGCACGGUCAGUUCCCACUCCACCUGGAGAGGCGCCCCCAGCUCAGCUGUCUGCUUCUCACCUGUAAUGACUACGUGGGGCAGCUCAAGCUGGGAAAAAGGCCAGCACCGGCCAGCUUUAUGCCGGUCACACAUGAUACUCAGCUCUGUAGUGCAGUGUAUAAUCCUCUCUUUAAGCAGGUCGUUACAGGAUGUGACUCAUCCACAGUAGCUGUAUGGGAACUGGAGACAGGUAACAAGUCUAUUGUAUUCUCCAACGCUCACGGUGAUGAGGAGAUUACCUGUAUGGCGUUUGAUGACUCAUGGCGAAGACUGAUCACGGGGGCCAGGAAUGGCACAAUAAAGGUGUGGAAUUUCCAGAACGGUCACAAUCUCCACAAACUAGAGCCUGUAUCCGAGGCAGAAGUCACUGGUAUUAUAGCUCUUCUGGAUAAGAAGUCAAUCUUAGCGGUAGGAUGGAGCCGCCUGCUGGCUCUGUAUGAUGAUUCGGAUCUUGAUAACAUGUAUGUGAAGGCGCGUAGUCACUGGAAGGGUGGUCAGUUACAUGAGGAUGACAUCUUGACCCUUGACCACUGUCCACCACACCUUUUGGCCACGGCCAGUUUUGAUGGGGCCAUCAUUGUGUGGGAUGUAGACACCGAGAAGUGUGUGGUCCAGCUACGAAGAGGACGCGGGACCAAAAUCUCUAAAGUAGCCGUUACGUCAGACUCUGACAUCGGGAGUCGACCAGACUCUACCUCAUCUCGUCCUCAGUCCAAAAACUCACGUCCAAACUCAAGACAUUGUAAAUCUCACCGAAUUGAGAAGGGACAGCAGGCGCCUGUGGACAAGGUACUAUUUCUGCGCGGGAGGCUGGCUGUGAGGUACACCGAGAGCGCUGUCCUGGUCUCCAGUGAAGGGGGUUACCUCAGGUUCUGGAGUCUGUACACUAAUAAACAUGAACUGGGUUAUUUCUACGUCCCUGACAGUGCGGAUCAGUCCGUGCUGGCCAUGUGCACCAAACCUAACAACAGUAUACUGAUAACCGGGGACACCCAGGGGAAAGUCAAAGUGUGGGACAUCAUGGCGUACUGUAUCAAACCACAGGACAGGAGAGUGAAGACACCACCCCCUUUGGAAGCCUCAUGGAGUGCACAUGACAGUGCAAUAGUGAGUGUGGAGUACAUAGAACACGACCAUGGAGUCUUCAUCCUCACGGCAUCCACAGACAAGACGGCCAGACUCUGGAGCCUCCAGGGAGAAUACAUUGGUACUUUCGGCCAGACAAUGGCCUGGAAUUUAAAAGUGCAGACCACAUGGGGUCACCCAGGCACUCCGUGGACCACCUUGGAUGAUUCCAAAAACAAAGGUGUUGAUGUCACUGUGAACACCGAUAGUCGUGAUGAAGGUACUCAGUCCAUCCCAGUGUCAGGUGUCCCUCUGAUCACCCAGGUGGUGGAUAAGGGUGGGGAUCUGGAUAUCCCUACUCUAGAGAGAGGAGAGACACUGACGUCCCCACUCCCCACCUCAGCCAGGUCUCUCAUCACCCCAAUAAGUACAGCUAUGCUGGACACAAAGGUUUGUCAAACUACAAUCAACUCUGCACCAGUGCGCACCAGUUUGCAUGUACCUGCUGAUCUUCUUAAGCACACCUACAGAUCUCAGACGUUUGCUUUUGGCACCGGACUUCAGGAUUGCAGGAAGUCAUUCUUGGGGGUGAAGGUUGACCGUGACCUGGAGAGGAAGAAGAGAUACCGUCAGAGUCGCCGUGGACAGUUCGGUGCCAUCAAUUCCUACCAGACUUCACGUUUUGGUCAGCUUUGUUCUCCUUACCAGGCCCUGACAACACCUAAUUUAGAGAGUGUUGAUUUACCGAGAAACCUGCCAAUGUCACAGAGAAUGAUCAACCGUGGUUACACCUCUGAGAAUCUCACACAGGAUGAUCUCAAGGUCAUGGAUCUCUCCUUCUUCCCAGAGACACCAACAAAAGACGAGGAGCCAAGACCAUCCAAGAAAUCUUCCACACCUAGGAAUUAUUCAGAGGAAAAAGUGUACAAGAAGCUACCCGCCAUUAAGUCUGCUACGUCAAGGCAGCCUUCACAUUUACAUAACCAGAUACUUGCACUUCGCAAACAGUCCACCUUCAUUUGAACUUUGGUGUAAAAUUAGUUAUGUGUUUCAGAGCUUCCGCCAGACGUUGACUAGCCUAGGCAUUUGGCAUAUUUAUAUCAAUAAAUUUUACUAGGGAAUCACCUCAUCUAAGGCCACGAGGUGGUGAGAAAUGCCACAUCAUUUGUCUAAAAGGCAGUUCUCAGGGCAUCAGUGAAGGUACUGAACUGAUGUACUGUCUAAAACCACAAGGUGGCGAGAAAGACCACAUCAGCCUUGCACAAGGCUCUGGAGGGAAUCAGUGAAGUUUAUGUGCAGAUGUAACAAGCAAAACAAGUUGGUGUUGAAAAAGGCCACCACAUCCUUGCACAGGGCAGUUUUCAAGGUCAUCAGUGAAUGUGAUAGCAGAUAACAUCUAAAACUACAAGGUGGCGAGAAAGACCACAUGUGAGCUGACGUGACAUCUGAGACCACAUCGUGUGGAGAAAGGUCAGAUCAUGCACCCUGGCAUAAGCAGUUCUCAAGGGCAUCAGUGAAGGCCGUUGCAGAUGUGACAUUAGUGACCAAACGCCUAUUGAGCAAUUCCACAUUAACCUUGCACAAGCUAUUUCUCAGUGAAGGUCACGAAUAGAUUGUGACAUGUGACACGUGACACGUGGUGUUGAGAAAUAGCAAAUCAUUUUUCCACAAAUUAGUUCUUGGCGGCAUCAGUGAGGGUGGGGAGCCAAUAUAACAUGUGAAGGUUUAUAUUUAUGUUCAAAAGUAUUAAACCUACCUGAAUGUAUUGGAUUUCCACCGUGUGACAUGAUUCUAUCAGACAAACAAAUACAACAGCUAAGGUAUAAAAAUUAGAUUUUGGAUUUCCAUCCUCAACCUUUCGAAAUGUGUAAAUCUUGUUUCGUUGAUGGAUUAAUUUUAUUUCAAAUCUCCUUUAAGGAAGAAAAACUUGAUUAAACUAUAUUGCCAACCUGUGAUAUGCAUGAAUUUGUGUAAAGACUAAUCAGAAGUCUUGCUAUAACAAGGAAUAUUGUUAUCAUUGUUUUAAUUCAUAGAAAUUCUUUGUAACUACGCAAUUUAUGAAUGUACAGCAUCUUUGACUGUGAUAAAAUGAUUGCCAAAUGGUUAAUAAGGUGUUGUGUGAUUAGUCUGACAUUAUGUUUAAUGAAAAAUAAUCUGUCCGCUAGAUAAACACACUAACAUUUGAUGUUUAGGAACAGAAAAUGAAAAAUCAUGACUCCCGAUAUCACUACAUUAAUAUCAUCAGUACAUAACGUUUUCCAAUCUAAACGUCAUAAUUGUGACAAUCCUUCCUUGCGAUCAACUAUUAUCAGGCCAUUCUGUUUCCCUAGAAUAACACCGCCAGGUUGGACUAUAUUUGCGGUAAAAGUGUCUACAUCGGCUGUAUCUUUGGUAAGAGGUGUGAAGAGGCACAAGGCACUUGAUGAUUCUGGUAGUUCAGAUCAGCCUUCAUUACAAAGUGUACUGGUAUGUUCUCG
Messenger RNA from Liolophura sinensis, 5297 nucleotides. RefSeq names its product WD repeat-containing protein on Y chromosome-like. NCBI's taxonomy places the organism in Eukaryota, Metazoa, Mollusca, Polyplacophora, Chitonida, Chitonidae. The coding region runs from base 283 to 3843 and encodes 1186 amino acids. The transcript is spliced from 22 exons. The record is from RefSeq and is a predicted model, not a curated record. Gene Ontology annotation, molecular function: protein binding; calcium ion binding.